Paraphaeosphaeria sporulosa is the source of this 2030-nucleotide messenger RNA. RefSeq lists its product as uncharacterized. The transcript is spliced from 2 exons. The record is from RefSeq and is a predicted model, not a curated record. The coding region runs from base 22 to 1983 and encodes 653 amino acids. NCBI's taxonomy places the organism in Eukaryota, Fungi, Ascomycota, Dothideomycetes, Pleosporales, Didymosphaeriaceae.
CGACAACACGCCAGCGCCGCCAUGGAGGGCACCUUCAACCUAAAGACGGCUUCUGAGUACAUUAACAAUCUACUGCUCGCACGAGGCUUACUGCGCGAUGGAAAAAAAAUACAGUUUGCGCAUCCGUCGCGAGGAGAGGGCGGAAAGGAAGUCACCAUGGCCCAGAUCAUCAAUCUGGUGCACGACCUCAUACUGAAGCGAGACCGCGACCAGGAACAGCGGGAGACGGUUGCUGGCACGCUUCGAACCUUGCGCAGCGAAGCCACGCGCCAGACGCUCGCCAUCGAGAAGCUCCAAACGAAAAAUGCAGACCUCACGCGACAGGUUUCCCUGGCCCAGUCGCAGGAGCGCUCCGCGCGCGCUGCCCUCCGUGCCGCCGAAUCGUCUGCCCGCAGCCUGCGCGAAGAAAUGUUGCGAUUGAAGACGACCGUCCAACAGGUCCGGACCAGCUGCGCCAACGACGUGCGGAAGCGUGAAGUCCAGAUACAGCGGCUCAAGGGGCACUUGACAACCCAGCAACGCGGAAACAAGACUGGGCUGGUGGGCGCGAGCAUCACCAUUAACCCAGGCCUCACAGGCGCGGGCGGCAUGACUGCCAGCAUGCGCGACGAUGCGCCCGACGUGGACGACCCCGGAUACAGCCUGAAGCAAGAAACCACCGAAUUCCUCACACAGCUAAGCCAGAGCCUGAGCGACGAAAACGACAACCUCAUCGGCUUGGUCAGGACGGCCAUCGGCACAUUGAAAGAGCUGCAAGGCAUGCCCGAUGAGCGGAAUGAAGGUGAGGAUCUAUCUGCUAUCCGGGAAGAAGACGAAAACACCCAGCAAGGCAUGCUUCAUGCGCUACCCACGAGCUACGAAGCAUUGGCAACUGAGUUGGACACGCUGCUGGAGAAUCUGAAGCACCUUCUGACGAACCCCAACUUCGUGCCUCUUGAGGAAGUUGAGUCACGGGAAGAAGAGAUCAUUCGACUAAGAGCAGGCUGGGAGAAGAUGGAAACGCGGCUGAGGGAAGCCUUCAUGUUGAUGGAGACUUGGAGACGACGCAUGGCUAGCGGCGGCGAUACAAUCAACCUCGAUGAGCUCAAGCUGGGCCUCGGUCUCGGUAUGGGCUUGGAGAGCGUGAACAAUGAAGACAUGUCCAUGAUUGCUGAAGACGAGGAGGAGCUGGAGGACGAGGAAGGCACGAGCUCGGUCUUCGACGAAGAGGUAGACGGAGCAGAGGACGCAGACGAGCUACAAGACCCACCUUCCCCAGACGUGGACCCCCUGCCCGAAAAGAAGGCGGCAUCAGAGAUAUUCAGCUUGAAGCUGCAGCCAAAUCCGGCGGCGCUUAAGGAGACCAACGGCAAUCCCAAAUCGCCCGCUCGAUCGCCGCGGAAAGUCGCAUUUUCGGCGUCGAUCCCCAACACACCCUCUUCUCAAGUGGAGAUUGAAAACACAGAGGCAUCCGGGCUCGAGCUGGUCGGUAUGGAAAAGCCCAAGCGCCCAACAUCCCGUUCUGAAGAGCGCGUAUCCCGGCCAACUAGCCAGGAUGAACGGACUCCUCGUCAAGUACGUUGCGACAAGAUGGUAUCUAGCAUCUGCAAGAUGGCCAGCAAAGUCACUUUUUCUUCUUCUCCUUCCCUCUCCCCGCUCGGCUCAAUAAUCGAUCUCGCUCCUAACGAAGACUGGCAGGCCAACAAGCGGCUCUCGAGCCCACAUGCGCACCCAGACGAACCGUCGCCCAAGCUGACCGUGCAGGAUAAGCUCAAGGUUGCGCAGGCGGAGGCGGAAGCAGCCGCCAUUGCCGAGGGAUCAAAGGCCAGGACUGCCAAGAAAGAAAAGGACGACGCUGCAGCUGUAGGUGUGGAGCGAGAACGAGAGCGAAGGCAGAGGCGGCCGAGUCGGUCGUCGCCAAUGAAGACGCGGAUCGGUGGGCGGCCAAAGCGGAGAAAGAGCACGCUUACGCCUGAAGAGCUAGAUAAUCUGCUCGGUGUGUAGGUGUAAGCGACGCUCGAGCUGAGCUAGAUGUGGUGUACGAAUACAUG